Rana temporaria (common frog) is the source of this 1257-nucleotide messenger RNA. RefSeq names its product nitric oxide synthase interacting protein (gene NOSIP). Lineage: Eukaryota; Metazoa; Chordata; Amphibia; Anura; Ranidae. Gene Ontology annotation, cellular component: nucleus. The coding region runs from base 23 to 919 and encodes 298 amino acids. Gene Ontology annotation, molecular function: ubiquitin protein ligase activity. The transcript has 8 exons. The record is from RefSeq and is a predicted model, not a curated record.
UUCACUACUUCUGUGACUGAAGAUGACGAGACAUGGAAAAAACUGCACAGCUGGAGCUGUGUACACCUACUACGAGAAGAGGAAAGACACUGCUGCUUCUGGAUAUGGAACACAAACUGUUCGGCUCAGCAGAGAUGCCGUGAAAGAUUUUGAUUGCUGCUGCUUAUCUCUCCAGCCAUGUAAAGAUCCUGUGGUAACGCCAGACGGAUACAUCUUUGAGAAAGAAGCCAUCUUGGAAUACAUCUUGCACCAGAAGAAAGAGACUGCUCGUCAGAUGAAGUUGUAUGAAAAGCAGAAGAAUGAGAAGAAGGCAGAAAUGGAAGAAUUAAACAAAGCUGCAAAGGACUCCAAAAUGAAAGUGUUUCUUGAUAAGGAAAUGUCCAUCAUCAGUAAACCACUCAACCCCUUCUCAAAGAAAAUGGAGGGUAAUGGCUCAGUAGAGGAGGCCAGCAGCAGUCGGCAAAGCGGUGAGGAUAAAAACAAGCAGCUUCCCAGCUUUUGGAUCCCAUCGCUGACACCAGAGGCCAAAUCCACACUUGUGAAGAAGCCAGACAAGAAUGUUUACUGUCCCAUGAGUGGAAAGCCUCUGAAGAUGAAAGACUUGAUAGAUGUAAAGUUUACUAAAGUGGAUGAAAAGGUGGAUCGGGUCGGUCUCAUAAACCGUCAAGACAGAUAUGUUUGUGCAGUGACGCGGGAUAUGCUUGGCAAUUCUGUACCCUGUGCAGUUUUACGGCCUUCGGGAGCUGUGGUCACAUUGGAGUGUGUGGAGAAGUUGAUUAAGAAAGACAUGACUGAUCCGGUCAGUGGAGAGAAGCUUACAGAGAAGGAUAUUCUUGUUUUGCAGAGGGGUGGCACAGGAUUCUCAGGAUCAGGAGUACAGCUGGAAGCUAAAGAAGCUCGACCAGUCAUGCAGGCAUGAGAAGUAUUUGUAUCGCCAACCUCUCCAUUCAGCAUCCUCCUGUAAUUUUGCCCUCUUAACAGAUUCAACUACAAAAAUUUGAUUAUUCCCUUUUGUGUGCAAUAAAGUAGGUAUUGAACAUUGGUUGGGUCCUGACAGCUCUGCAGAACUAAAUCUCAGCUCAGUGAUAAAAGUAGCCGGCCCCCAGUUUGUUGUGGCUCCUGUUCCUCUAUUAUUCUCUCAAAUUGAACAGUCGCAUGUCCCUCCCAUUACCUAGGAGUGGAUCAAUUUGUGCAUAUUCUUACAGCAUAUCUUAUAAGGUGAGCGAUCCAUCUAAGAUUUAAGCUUUUAUCCUUUUU